AGCGUCAGAGUGUGACAUAAUGACUCAGCUAGUGGGCGGCCUCUCCACCACGUCAAAAAGACCCCACCAGUUUGUCUGAAGUCAAAGCAGACCGCUGGGCCGUCCUCAAGUUCCUCUGCACAUUUGGAUGUUAGGACGCAGAUAAACAAAGAUGAGUUCUUCCUCUGAGCUGGAGAUGCUGAGUUUUAUGCACCGGAUUUGAGAAUCUUUGGACUCUUGCUCCAUAUGAGGAAGGAAAUCUUCAACACAACUUGUUUCCUCCUGAGUCUGUUUUCAACUUUAAACCUCUCUUCUGGGAAAUUUGGAACCCCAAUAACUGAUGAUGUGAGCAAGCUGUCGAUACUGAAGCAGAACAUCCCCUCUGAUUAUGAGAUUCCUGUCACUUUCAUUCCCAAAGAAGUGGCUGGCACCUGCUGGGUGGUUUUAAAUAUCUAUCCUCUGGAGCAAAGUCUUCGAAAACUGUCCAACAUGUUUGGUGCCGUCUCCUCCAACAAAGAUAACCUAAUUGUCUUUGUCGCCAUGUUGAAAAGCCUACGUUUCACAUUUGACCACGAAGAACUGGAAACAGCUAUGCAGGUCUUCCAGUGUCACUAUCAGGAGGAGAACUUGCUGUCUGGUCUUUACUUCGACUACAUCCAAGACCUCUUACAUGCAGCCUCUCAAGGAACCUCAGGCUUCUCCUGCAAGCCACCACCAUGCAUCAACCGUCGGCUAACUCCAGAUGGUCAUGAGGAGAGUCGGAGCUCCAGCUGGUCCAAAAGAACUCCCUUACUUUUGGUGCUAAUUCCAUUUGCUGCAUGCGUUGUUCUGAUAGUGUGGCAGGUCAGAUCUGGAGGCCAUUUACCAGUGUGCAACCCUUUAAAUGGCCAAAGAGAAGCUCCUGACAGGAUCCCAACUGUGUCUGUCUCCAUCCCACUUCAAACGCUCACCCACGCCUCUGAAAUACAGCCAGCGAGGGAGGCAAUCUCUGAACAUGAAAGUGGAUGAAGCACGAUGGAGCACAGAUAAAUGAGUGUGGCCUGUCACUUUUUGUGAUUUUGCUCAUCUGAGUGCACGCACCAGAGCUGCUGUAUAAGAGGAAGCUGAGCUGCUGCAAAAGCAGGUGUGAUGCAAAAACUCCCUGAAGCUCUUCAGUCGAGGCAGGAGAUCUCCUCAGCACCUCUGUACUGAGAGGAUUUUUUCCCACCACUGACAGGUGUUGCUGCAAUCAGGACGUCACAUCAAAUUAACACCUAACACUGGAGAACUUUAUUUUGAAAUGGGACUCAAUGAUUGUGUGCAAUCACAUCUGCUCCAAUGCUGACUCUUUCUGAAACGUGUUAGUUCAUUCCUUCUGCAGAAAAACAACUGGAAGGGUGAAUACAGCGUCUAUUGUACUUGUUGACAUUGUUGUGAUCUGUGAUCUGUCACAAAUUAUGGACCUACUAGUCACAAACAACACUCUGAGAAGUUCAACAAGUGUCCUACUUUAUGAAUCAAAGAUCUAACCAGAUGGCAGCCUGCCAUCGCCAGAGGCAUGUUGAAUCCACUCAUUGUUUUGGAAGCUGUUGCCCAGUGAUCUAUAGCUGCUCCUCAUUCACUGUGAGUGUGUUAGAGUUUUUAAUGCCUCAUUCAGAGUCAAUCACGUUCAGUCAUGAGAACAUGACUCCCCGGGUCUGAGCGCUCUUGUGCUGUAUGUGUCAGAGUCCAGCAGCAAGAGCAAGGACAGACAAGAUGAGGUGAAGUGAGGGAGAUGCAGACAGAUAGAUAGAUGGACGGAUGAGCUCAGCUACAAACAUAAGGAGGGCUUGUUCUUGUCACAAAAGAGUAGGCCGUAGGCUGGAGGAAAUGCCAGUUGCAAACAUGACCAAUGCCGGAGAUCCCUAUGAAUCAGUAGGCUAAGAAUCUCCUCAGACCGCAGGCUAUAUCGUAUCUGCAGAGGCCAGUUAGCAUUUCAAUAACAGUCUGUGAUUUAUGUCCAAAACGUACUACUCAAAAAUAUGAAUGAAACUAUAUUAAAAGUGUUUUAUGGGGUUACAUUUUCUGAAUAGUUGAUAGUCCUCUUGGUGAACAAUAUGUAUGACUUUAAUUUUUGUAAAUUACAAAAAUGUACAUUUGUAUGUAAAAUUAUAUUACAUUUUGAGCCUCUUGAUAAACCUUUUUUUCCUGCAGUUGCAAAUAACAGAACCAUUCAUGUCAUAACUGCACUGGGUGUAAAAAUGACCUCUGUUCUUGUUCUGGGGGAAAGUAUCUGAAUGAUGCCUCUUUGACACAAUUAGAAAGAAUAAUCCAGUUGUGCUGAUGUUCUAAUAACUGUGGAUUUAAAUGAAUGUGGCUUAGGGUGUAACUGAAAGGCUGCUUGGUUGAACUUUUGAUGAUGACGUUAAGAACAUAGUAUUUUUUUUGCCAACAAUGCUUUCUUUAUAUAUUUUAUUUGUAUAAUA
Nothobranchius furzeri (turquoise killifish) is the source of this 2423-nucleotide messenger RNA. RefSeq lists its product as uncharacterized. Gene Ontology annotation, cellular component: plasma membrane. Lineage: Eukaryota; Metazoa; Chordata; Actinopteri; Cyprinodontiformes; Nothobranchiidae. Gene Ontology annotation, biological process: positive regulation of cell population proliferation; cell adhesion. The record is from RefSeq and is a predicted model, not a curated record. Gene Ontology annotation, molecular function: stem cell factor receptor binding; cytokine activity.